AUGUGCAAAACCACCCGUGUGCGACAUUACCCGGAAGAAGUGCUCCACACGUCGAAUCUUCGAAAAACGAGGCAGAUUUGUCGCACGUUGAGGUGUCUGUGUCCAGCAGCGGAAUUGGACGUGGUCCUCACGACGCUUCAGGAGUGUGUGUGUCACUCGACGACAACGCUAGACUCACCUAUUGUGCCGAGUGCCAUUUUGGUACUCAUUGAUGGGACACUUCGGUCUGAGUGCUUCCUGGAAAUGUUGCUGGACGCGGACGGUGGAGAGCCCUUCAAAUACGGCACGGUGGACCUACCGGAUGGCACUUAUUUCCUGGAGCCGUUGAACGCGUCGUCGACCUCGUUCUUCACGCUUCCGGAUAGUCAACCGCAUCUUUUGUACAAAGAACCGCCGCAUACAUUCCACAAGAGCCAGUGGUCACCUUCCGGGCCUUCAAGUGAGUGCUUUUUGUCACCGUUGGUAGGACGGACGAGAGCCAGACAUGGUGUCGGUGGUUGCGUUUCCGCUGCUGCUCUCCGCCGUGCACCGCUGCUUCUGGCUUCUGGUCACUGUCUUGUUUCGCGGCUUCUCUACCGCUGCAUUUACACGUGUGUUAGUGAGAACCGAACACUGUGUACUGCUCAGCAAUUCGUAGCUGUGGCUUGUGGCCGUGUUCUUCGCUCGCUGGCCAUGCUCGAAUGA
Soboliphyme baturini is the source of this 684-nucleotide messenger RNA. The record is from the annotation of a GenBank genome assembly. Lineage: Eukaryota; Metazoa; Nematoda; Enoplea; Dioctophymatida; Soboliphymatidae.